Schistocerca nitens (vagrant locust) is the source of this 1020-nucleotide messenger RNA. RefSeq lists its product as uncharacterized. NCBI's taxonomy places the organism in Eukaryota, Metazoa, Arthropoda, Insecta, Orthoptera, Acrididae. The transcript is spliced from 2 exons. The coding region runs from base 1 to 1020 and encodes 339 amino acids. The record is from RefSeq and is a predicted model, not a curated record.
AUGCCAGGCGACGUGAGACUCGCUGAAGCAAUUCACGAGGUUGGACUUGAAGUGUUGAAACGACCAAACUUCCCACCAACGUAUGAAGGUCGCCGAGGGGCGACCUCGAACAUUGAUGUGACACUCAAGAGUGCACACGCGCUUCUCCGUGUGGAGAACUGGAAGGUAUGGUGGGGAAUGACACUAAGUGACCACAAUCUGAUCACAUUCACUAUAGGCUAUGAUGGGGAACCUCCUCAAGACCGAGUGAACGGCAUCGUCAAAUACAACUGGCGCAAGGCAGAUUGGCAUCGACUAAGAGGAAAUCUAGUGGUACCGGAUUGGCCAAUGGAUCGAGUUGUGGAUGUAGACAAAGCUGUAGAGGAUCUGACGGUGGCCAUACAGACAGCAGCAACGGGUGCAGUCCCGUUGGCCCAUACAGGGAAAACUCUUAGGGCGCCUUGGAACCUUGAGCUGCAGCGUCUCCGAUGCAAAUGCAGAAGGGCGCGGCGGUACGACCAGCGCAGCAUUGGUGAUCACAUGUGUGAAGCCAUGCUCGCGCAGUACAGGCAGGCAAAGGCGGUGUUUAAGCGGACACUGCACACGGUACGGACUGAGAGUUGGCAGACUUGCGUGCGAGACAGUCAGGCGACUGACCCCUGCAGCACGCCGUACAACAUUGCAGCGUCGAAGGUUUGGUCACCGACGGUCCUGUCGACCCUAAGGAAGAUCGAUGGCACCCACACCAGGGACUGGCAAGAGACAGCCGAACUCUUCAUGAGCACCUUAUUGCCCGAUGAUAGUAGCGAAGAUGAAGAGGAACACGGGAAUCUUAGGCGGCAACUCAACGAGGUGUACGCCGACAAGACGCCGGUUGCUCCAUUCACUGAAUGUGAAGUUACCGUUGCAUUAGAAAAAUACUUAAGUGGAGAGCCGUGGAACUCGUCAGAAAAAAGGGCUGGAAGGCCCCAUGACCCCGACAUGACUCCAGAGGCCAGCAGCAAUGAUUCGGAUGCUGACUCGUGGGUCGGCGACGACUAA